AUGCAAACACAUAUAAAUCAAAAUUCAAUGGAAAAUGAAAAACUUACAACAGAAUUGCCACAAACGGGUGUAAUAAGAGAAUUAAACAAACGUUUCUUUCAUUUUGGUAAAAAAUCUGAGAAAAAACAACAUCCUGGCAGAAUACAGUCUGAUAAAGUUAAAGAUAAACUUUUUUAUGAACCUCAAGCGCAAAAAUAUGAUAAGAAUAAAGUGCAACAUUAUCCACCACAGAAUAAAAAAAUAACUCCUGCAUUUAUUGGGCCUCAAUAUACGACGAGUAGUUCAACUAGAAAAUUUGAUAAUAAACAAUUAUCGAGUUUAUCCAACGAAACAACAGAACAAUCUGAUUUAAGUUUGUUUAAAGAAUUAGAUGAUAUUAAUCAAAAAUUACGAGAUAGUAUCAAUGAAGUGAAGAGUUAUCAUACAAUGGUUUACGGAAAUAUUCAUAAACCUGGUCAUAUUGUGUCAAAAAUGGUACCACCAACAAUGGAUUAUGAAACAACGGAAAAAUUAAGUCCACGUUACUUCUGGGAUGAAGAUUUGGACCAAAAAGAAUCGCCAAAAAUGAAUAAAAACUACAAAAGUAAUAGCAACGCUGUGGAUUCAGAAUUUCGUAACAGAAUGACCGAGACAGACAACUGUAAACCAUCUUGUAAAUCCAUACACACUCAAACUACACAUGGUGAUCCAUUAUUGAGGGUUUUCGCAAAUAAUAACUAUCCGGUACAAGCUGAUGAGAUUAAUAAUAUUGCUUAUCAUCCCAAAUAUAAAACAUAUAGAGAAUAUUCAACGCAAUCAUCAAAUGAGUACGAUUUUGGUCCAAGUUUCCUCACAGAAAAAAUGGAUCCAUUUCUAAACUCCGACUAUUCAAGACUGAACCAGAGAAAUAUAGCAAAUUUAAUGCGAAUGAAAGCACGGAGUAAAAAUGUAGAACCACUGGAACCGAAAUACGAUUCCAUUUACAAUCGGGUCGAACCAAAGGGAUCCUAUGAUUUGCAUAAUGUAAGUAAAAUUUCAUUUCAUGCAAUGAUGCCGAAACAGUUUCCUAACAAGGUGUUGACAACGGCGAUGCCCUUUGAAACGCUCACGAAUAAAGGAACACAUUCAAAUCUUAUUUUUGUUUCUGAACCUCAAGGACGCAGAGGACGUCAGGGUCGACCGCAGUUAUGGCACUUUGGAGCUGGUGUAAAAAAUCAACCAUAUCUCGUCGAAAUGAAAAGAGAGAAUCCCAGUGUAGAUAACUUUGGAGGUAUCACAAAUUCUGCAUUUACACUAGUGAAUAAAAGACCUAUAAUACAAAAUCAGUUAACUUCAGAAAAUAUGGAUUUGGAAGAUAAUGUACCAAUUGUGUAUCCAAGACAUUACGUUCUAAAACCUUUGGCCGAAGACCAACCAAACGACAGAAUAAACAUAGAAAGAAAAAGUAAUGAUAACAGCAAUGAUUACAUCAGUUCCCCAACUGGAAGACUAAACAAUCUGAAUACGAAUUUUAACAGACGCAUUGGAACUAAUAAUGUAAGAGUCGACGAUCUAAAUAGUAAAGGUUCAUCCUGUUCACCUCUUCAAUCUCCAAAAAUGCAUUCCCAAGUAGCCAGUUAUAAAAUUUCUACAAUGCCUUAUGUAAUUCCAGAAUCUCAAAUAUAUAAUAUACCAGAACCCGAACCCUGCAAUCCCCCCACACCCGCAAUAGACGACCAUGAUGAUUUACUGGCAUGUGAUGAUACAACCAUACCACCAGUCCCCUCAGCUGGGUGUGAAGCUGAACCAAUUACAGAAUAUACACCUUCAAUUCCAGUAGAAAUAACAACGUGUGAACCCGAAACAACUCCAAUGCCUUUUAAAUGUGGAACACCUGAUGAAACAGAUUAUGAUGCUGAUGAAAUUAAAUCAUCAUCGUGUCCUCCAAAGAGUGAUAACUCAUAUGUGCAACAACAGAGAAUAAUACACUUACAGGAUCAAUUGACGAGGUUAGAAGCAAAAGAUAAAUUCUAUGAAGUUGAAAGAAUUCAAAUGCAAGCAGACGCUAUAAAAUCUCUAAUACCACUGAAACAAAUGAUUGUUAGGUUAAUGGAGGAAAUUGAUUUGAUUUUAAAGAAGAUUAUUGAUAUGGAACAAUUUCCACAAUCGCCAUCCGUUGCGGAACAAUGUCAAUCAAACCAAAAUCAUUUCAAUGCUUUGGUUGAAGGCUUAACAGAAUCUCAACGUACAAUUAAACGUAUUGAGAGUACUCUGGAGAAGAUUGCUGAAAAUGCAAGUGAUUUGAAGGAGGAAAAUGAAAUAGGUUUAGACGAAGCCAAAUUGAGAAUGUCAGGAAUAUCCUGUCGUUUGGAUAAAGAAAAACGAAGAAUAAUGGAUGAGCAAAACAAACAAUUAGUAGCACAACAAUGUAAGAAACAAACAAAACGAAGGAAUAAAAAGUUUCGUUUGUUUCGAUGGAAGAGAAUGUUGCAAGAAGCCAUUGACAUGUUGUCAAAAUAGGUUUUGAAACAUACUUAUUUGUCAGUGAUGGCAUUCUGUGUGUCCGUUGUGACAAUUCUGUUCUAGCGCCGGAGUGGUGACCACUGAUAGUGAAAGCGAUGACUACAAUGAUAUAUCAUUGGUGCUUGAUAAAGAACAGAGAACCACUCCUGGAGGACGCAAAGCGACAUCUAAUGAAGAUAAAAAUGCAGGGAUUAAUUCACUGCAGAACUUUAAUGACAAAGAUGUUUAUGAUUUUAUGAACAUUCUGGGACCUUGUGAUGACUACGAUGAAUGUCAACAACAGAAGGGAUAAAAUCUACUACAACCCCAUCAUCAAUAUGGCGGAUGUUUCAUUUAUCUCAGGUGUUUAUACCGGCUCCAUCCCAUAAUAAUAUAAAAACUGGCAAGAUUAAUAAGAAAAAAGUGCAUGCAAGGAAAUCUCUUUUAAACCAUAUCAAAGAUAUGAAACGUAAAAGAAAGCAAUCUGUAAAGAUGAGAAAUGUUGGUAAUUUGCAACCAAGACAACAUUGACAAAGUCAAAAAUUGAUUAUCAGUCAUGCGUCAAGUUAAAUUUUCGAAAACAUGGUAUCAAUUUUGGAAUUAUUCAUAGUUUUAUUAUUUAUUUUAUUGGUUAUGAUUGGGCCUAACAAUACCGCACCUAAUUAUUCCUCAAAACAUUACGGGGGAAAGUUUAAAUGCACAGGAGAAUUGUAUAAACCACAUCACGCAUUUAACUGCAACCCAAUUAGCAAAAGUUCUUCGACAAUAACCUCAACUAUAAAGACAAGUAUAGAAACGUCAACUAUAACUGGAAGUACUCUAAAUUCUUUUGAACUAUGGAAGUUAACAAAAGUCUACUGCUUAGAUAGCCAGUAUAACCUAGAAGAAAUUGCAACACUUCCUUUACCAACAGAAUAUCCUACAUCAAAUUUCGGAGAUCAUUCAUUAGGAAUACAUUAUCCUUACAAACUGAAAAGAAGAAAAUCACGGCGAUCGAGAGAAACUAAAUUGAAACGAAACAUUGUAGAAACCUUGAAAAGAAUACUCAAGAUUGAAGAAAGUUUACUCAAAACCGAUGUCACUUAAUAUAAAUGUUAGCUUGUAAGUUUAACUAAAAGUAAAUAACACUCACCGGCAUCGACAAA
Messenger RNA from Dalotia coriaria, 3605 nucleotides. RefSeq lists its product as uncharacterized. Bases 1 to 2478 code for a protein of 825 amino acids. The record is from RefSeq and is a predicted model, not a curated record. The transcript has 2 exons. NCBI's taxonomy places the organism in Eukaryota, Metazoa, Arthropoda, Insecta, Coleoptera, Staphylinidae.